Hordeum vulgare subsp. vulgare (domesticated barley) is the source of this 1266-nucleotide messenger RNA. RefSeq lists its product as uncharacterized. The transcript is spliced from 7 exons. Gene Ontology annotation, cellular component: chloroplast inner membrane; chloroplast thylakoid membrane. Bases 92 to 682 code for a protein of 196 amino acids. The record is from RefSeq and is a predicted model, not a curated record. NCBI's taxonomy places the organism in Eukaryota, Viridiplantae, Streptophyta, Magnoliopsida, Poales, Poaceae.
UCUGCUGGAAGCCGGCGGAGUUCAUCGGCUCCUCUGCAGAGGCCGUUCCCCUCUCAUUUCUUCCGCACCUACCUCUAUCUGCUCGGCGGCGAUGGCUGCUCCCUCCGCCGCCCUCUCCAUAUCCGGUGUGGCGCAUACCAGUCCAUUUGGCUGCAGGCCGAAGAAGCUGAUCUUAAACAGAAAUUACUUGCAGCUUGCAGUUCCCUCAAAUUCCCAAAAUGCAAAUCAUUAUGGAAAGUUAACCGUCUGCAGAGCAGAAAGUGAAGAUUCUAAAGGCGGGGGAGGAUUCUUGACUGGAUUUCUUAUAGGGGGAGCAGUCUUUGGAACACUGGGUUAUGUCUUUGCUCCUCAGAUCAGCAAAACUUUAGAUACAUUGCUGAAUGACGAUGAGCAAGAUGGUAAGCCUGACGAGCAAGGCUUCCAAAGUGUACCAAGGCCACGUAAUGCUCAAUACUAUGAUGAAGGUUUAGAGAAAACUCGUCAGACACUGGGUGACAAGAUAAGCCAACUGAACCUUGCGAUUGACAAAGCUGCCGCCCGAUUGAAGCGUGUCACUGGCAGUGUCGAAAAAGAGGCUGUUAAAGAUGAAACCGAAAUUGAAAUGUCAACACUGGAUGAUAAUGGAGUUUUGGAGGAAAACUUGAGUGAACAGGGUUUUGUGCAAGGAGAAAGUGCAAUAUAAUGAUCAUAUCGUGUGAGUAGCAGCAUUGCCAGGUAAUAUUUCGGCGGGCAAGCUGAUGGCACUCUAUUCAACUAACGGGCACAGCCAAAAUGAUUGCAACUAGGUCCUUGGAGAUUUUUCCCGUGUUCAGCUGUUGUUGCUGUAGUUCUGUAUACUCUUCACCGCAUCAGCUCCAAAACUUAUAUGAAAAUUGAUUGAUUUAGAACCGGUGGUCUAAUCAGUUGAGUGGCAUGUGAUUCUUUGAAUCUAUUGUGUACUACUCCAUCCGUCCCAAAAUAAGUGUCUUAACUUUGUGCUAACUCUAAUGCAAAUUUGUACUAAGUUUGAGACAAUUAUUUUGGGACGGAGGGAGUAGUACUUACUAGUAGUAGGCAAUGGUCUGCGUGUUUUAAACUGUCUGAGAAGAAAUCAACUGAUGGCAUCAGAAUGAUAUCAACUAGAAAUUCCAUUUCCUUGGACAUUUUCUUGGUGUUCAAGAUGUAUUGUUGUAUACUCCGCUGCUGCGUCAGCUCCAAAACUUCCAUGGAGAUUGUAAAAUUUAGAAUUGGUGGCCAAAAUAGCUGUGUGGCGUAUGAUUAACUGAA